Theileria annulata is the source of this 894-nucleotide messenger RNA. RefSeq lists its product as uncharacterized. Lineage: Eukaryota; Apicomplexa; Aconoidasida; Piroplasmida; Theileriidae. The record is from RefSeq and is a predicted model, not a curated record. The coding region runs from base 1 to 894 and encodes 297 amino acids. The transcript has 8 exons.
AUGUUAGGUUGUGUAAAGUUGAUGUUGUUUUUGUUAAUUAACACAUUUUGUGAAUUCGUAUACACAUUUGAUGUAAAUGACUACUCCAAUAAAUUGUAUAGAGAAAUUAGCAAAAACUUCUCAAUUCAACAGAAAUCGCACAUCGAUAAACAAUUCCAAUUAAAUCCCAAAUAUGUGAAAAGAGUAGAACUGGUAUUACGUGAGAAAUAUGGCGAGAAAGAAGUUAACUAUUUUAGACAAAUGCUAAAUGAUUACUAUCACAAGGAUAAAGAGGAUGUAAAGAUUUUUGAUGAUUCAUUACAGAUUAUUUCAAUGAUUUUAAUAAACUUGAUGAUUACCAGGUCUGUGUUGCACUCAGGCAAUUUCUGUAAUAACUCAUUCUAUCGAUCCCCUCCUGUGUUCAUAGAGACUGGAGAUGAUUUGGAAACAGCUCGUAUAAUAAUAAGACUAAUAAAGAGAGAAUUUGAAAAGUUUGAGAAUGUGAAAAAUGAGUGCAUAGUUCCUAAUUUGGGAAGGUUUUCUCAGAUCAGGAGCUUGGCAAGGGAUUUGCCUGUUCCCACACGUACUGAUACACCCUGUAGUACUCAGGCAUCAUGUGAUAAACUUGCCAUGUUAAUGAACCUCUGCUCAUAUAUUAGGUCAGGAGUCGGAUUCGCUUAUGAUAUUUAUGCUACAAUGAUUCACGUGUUAGGGAACAUGUUAUCUGUUCUAUGUGGUUGUAUUUUUGUUGGUCCAGCACAUGUUUGUCUAUUGAAGAAUUUUCCUGUAUCUCCGUUACGGUGUCUGGUCCACCGGACAGUAGUCCAAUGGCCAUCCCCUAACCCCCAAAAGGGCUUCUAUUUAGAUAUAUCAAUACUAAUUAUACAGUUAUUUACUCCCUCCUUAGGUACUUAA